Ochotona princeps (American pika) is the source of this 392-nucleotide messenger RNA. RefSeq lists its product as uncharacterized. Lineage: Eukaryota; Metazoa; Chordata; Mammalia; Lagomorpha; Ochotonidae. The transcript has a single exon. The record is from RefSeq and is a predicted model, not a curated record. Bases 1 to 180 code for a protein of 59 amino acids.
AUGGACAGUCUGACAGAACAGAGACUGACAUCUCCCAAUCUGCCGGCCCCCCACCUGGAACACUACAGUGUUCUGCAUUGCACCAUGACCCUGGAUGUGCAAACUGUAGUCGUUUUUGCCGUGAUUGUAGUUCUCCUGCUUGUCAAUGUCAUACUCAUGUUUUUCCUGGGAACGCGCUGAAUGGAGUCCAGCCAUCUGAGUUGUCGCGAACUCUCGCUUUGAUUUCAUCCCGAGAGCCACCGAGAACAAAAAAAAUACCAAGAGACAGAGAGAGAUAGGGAAAGAGAGGGAGAAAAGGAGCAAGCUUUCUUACUCUGGGGGGAAAGCGUUUUGAGCUUCAACAUGGCCUCGCUGUGAUAUGUAUGACGUUGGUAUAUUAUUUCUCCCUAAAA